Molecule: messenger RNA, 2308 nt
Organism: Coregonus sp. 'balchen'
Lineage: Eukaryota; Metazoa; Chordata; Actinopteri; Salmoniformes; Salmonidae
Source: the annotation of a GenBank genome assembly
CUCCCCUUCCCCGGAGAGAUAACAGUUCAUUAUGUUGGCAGUGACUCUGUUUCUCUGAGCUGGCGACCUUCUGACCCUGGCGCGGAGGUACGAGUUGACCUACUCCUGCUACACCCAGAGAGAGAUCUGUUCCAGCCAAGGUUUCAACAGCGCUGAUGUGGGGGGCCUGUUUCCAGGGACGGAGUACAGUGUCAGCAUCACAAUGGUCACUGAAGAUGGGAAUCGGAGUGCGGUGGUCAACAUGUCUAUGUAUACAAGUAAGUGCUUUUAAAAGGUUCUUGGGAACUUCACCUUUGAAUCCAUUGAAUAUUAAUCAAGACUGCAUUCCCGUUUGCCAAUCAGUUCUUAAAUAAAUAUUGCGUUGCAGUAUUUAUACAGUAGAGUAGUUUUAGUUUUCACAUGUAAUCAGAUGAAGGCGUUGUCUGCAGGCAAUACUUGUGUACAUAAAGAUGCUAUAUAAAUACACUUUUUUUUUUUGCACUGAUAGUGAAAAUGUACUUUUAGAUUCAUGUAUCAAUGAAUAAGGUUUUCAUUGUUAAACAAAGAACACUCAACUGUAUUCUUAAAAGGAGAAUUAUGUUUUUGACUUGUGUUUUCGUUAUUAGUUGAAUUGAGCCCUCAAACUUGAUUUACUGUCCUUUUCAGUGCCUGUACCACCCAACAAGGUAAAGAUUGACCAAUCCAGCAGUCAAUCAUUGUCUCUAAAUUGGGAUAAACCGGUGUCGCUGGUGUCGUUGAGGCAUAUCGCAUGACCUGUUCCUGUGGUGACAAGAGUCCAACACACUGACCUUCUCCAGUCUGAGUCCAGGUGUCAAGUACUCCUUCCACAUUUCAACGGUGCUGAAGAACGGGACCCAAAGCAAGUCAGCUGUGAAUUAUUAUUAUUUUUAUUUUAUUUUAUUUUAUUUUUACAGUUUCAGUCUAGCAGGAGGACAAUUACCAACCUUCUAAUAUGUCAUCUAUUAAAUAUGGAUAGUGUUUCACAGUUUUAAUAACAAAGGUUUUACUAAAUUCACCUGUUCAUAUUUAAUGAUAUUUCAAACCAUUCUCUUUUCACCCACUUGGAGAGUUUGCUGCUGGACCUGGGGUUGGAGCAACACUACACAGAGAAGCUCACCCUGAGCACCGUGCUCCAGAUAGAUGAGAAGACAGUCACAGAUGAACCUACUCAGACUCUCUCAGCCCUGCCAUGGACUUUCCUAAAUAGGUUAAUGAUGGUUAAUGUGACUGCUAGGAGUGUAAAAUGUACCUCAUCAGGAGGCAAGGAAAGUUGUGAUGCUUCAUUUUGCAACAUAGACCUAGAUCUGAAUAGUCUGGUUGAAUACCUUGACUCUAAUACUAUUGUAAACCCCUUAGACAUUGUGAAUGCUCUCUUUCUGUUCUCUAAUGGUUUCUCCAGCAAGAGAUUACAAAAUGUAAAUGUGUCAGUUUUCUGUGCCGCUGCUUCUCCCCAUUUGUGACACAGAACAGUACACGCUAAUGCUCUGGGCAAUGCGAGACAUUGUCAAGAAGUUCAGACCACAUUCGUUGGCAGAUUCCAGAGGAUUUGUUGAAGACAGGAUUGUUCUCUCUGACCUCCCCAUGGUCUCUUUUGUCAGAUUGGGUGGGUGCUCUCUGUCCAAAUCGCAGAUUCUAAACAAGCUUCUAAGUAAUCCCCAACAAUAUCAUGACAUGUUCAUCCAACACGAUAUAGAAUGUGGUGAUAGUCCAAGGAGAAUAUCCAAUGGAUUGUUUGAGAUAAGCUGGUACCUCCCCUGUGGGAACAAGAACAUUGACAUCUUUGGUGAACUGGUCGCUUUGACUAAUCUGAGAGGGGACAUCAGUUUGUUUGAGACGUAGUACUCCUUUCUUUGCCUGACUAGCCAACACACCAAGGCUCAGCUGUUUCUAGUGGGUAACACACAGAGCAAGAACUUCAGAACUGACGCGUUGAAGAAAACCAUCAAAGAACUUGAAUACAAGCAACGUCAUCCUGAAGACCAAACAGAUGAAUGAUGCUGACUUUCUGAAGAACCCGCGAAACGCAGUUGGUGAGGUGAUCAAGAGUUCAAAGUCCAAAAUGCCAUUGGAGCAAAUGGCUGAAGUGGGGCACGAGCUUGGGAUGUUGGUUGACGAGGACUACCAAGAAUGUCAGAGUGACAUCACACAUAAAAAAAUUUAUGACUCCCCACAGUAUAAGGAAAGACGGCUUCCCUUGCAAGGACAGAUUUGGAAGGAGCUGGCACGUCUAGAGAAGGAGGAAUGCAGACUCCAGAAAGCUGUGGACAAGAACAUUAAGACGUACAAAGUAAACUCCAAUCAGAGAAAA